Suillus clintonianus is the source of this 1663-nucleotide messenger RNA. RefSeq lists its product as uncharacterized. Bases 112 to 1320 code for a protein of 402 amino acids. The transcript is spliced from 4 exons. Lineage: Eukaryota; Fungi; Basidiomycota; Agaricomycetes; Boletales; Suillaceae. The record is from RefSeq and is a predicted model, not a curated record.
CAUUGUUCACAACUUGGUCACGUCUCCCAUAGUCAAAUCUUGAGGAAGGAAGACAGUCGUUCCUUCUUUUCAAAGCUCAUUCUCCUGACCGGCAACAAAUCGUAGAAUAACAUGGCACAACGAGAAGAUGAAAAUGUGGCUCAAAAGCAAGGAAUCCAGCAGAGUAAUAAGUCUCAAGGAACGUGCCCCAGCGCUCCGAAUCAGCCUCCCCGUCCCGGUAGUCCUAAAAGUUACGACAUACUUCUAGCCUCAGACGUCACUGGAGUGAUGUCCGACUCGGCAAAGAUAACAAGGCAUAAACGCCAGCUUACCCCAGACUCCGAGCCCUCCGACAAACAGGCUAAACGUUCACGAACCGAUACGACUGGUUUUCGCAAGCAUGAGCGGUUUUGGCUCGCAGAUGGAAAUGCUGUCAUCGAACUUGAUGGUAUAUCCUUCAGGGUGCAUCAAUCUUGGAUUGCAAAGCAUUCAAAACGGAUUGCAGCCAUGCUUCCCGAUAAAGGCAAACAAUGUGGUAGACUUCAUGAGAUUACACUCGAUUUUCAGGGCCCGCUCAAAGCAAUAGAUCUCGAGGCACUGCUUUUGUUUUAUGAAAACCCCGGGGACUACCGCGAUUACAUCGAGACCCCUACACUAAUGUCCCUCAUUCGUGCAACAACAAUGCUUGGCUUUGACUCCGAUCGCGUGUGGCUCGUGAAGGAGUUGGAAGCGCUCUGGCCAUCUGCCCUUGGAGAGCUAUUUGUCAACCCAGAACCGCGCCUCGAUGCUCCGGAGGUGGCUGUCCUUGCACGGGUGUGCGAAAUUGACACCCUAUUGAAGCCUGCGUUCUACGAUAUGGCAAUAACACCUGGCUUCGGUCUGGGCAAUCUAGAGGAAUCAGAGCAGAUCGGCCGUGCGGAUGUACUGCGUCUUGUCCAGAUGAGAGAGUAUCUGAGUGACAUGUGGUUUCAGGUAGCUGCACACGAGGAUCCUGCCUUUGUUUGCCCCAAACUUUGGGAUGCACCAUCCAGCAAUGGCGAAGAAUCCUCAAAGCUAUCUGAAAAUGCAGACGAGAAGCCUGUACUGUGCUCUACUACCCCUUCUAGUAUGGGCAACUGCCGUUCUGCGACGGCGAGACGCGAGGCGUGGGUCUGGCUUGUGCAUUACUCAGAGAUUUUCGCCCGGUAUCGGUACGACCCACUGCGCGGACUAACGGCGUUGAUAAACAUCAAGUGGACGACCGACUGGUGCAAGGAUUGUAGGGAGAAAAGGAAGGCUGAUUGGCGUAAAAUGCAGAGGAGUAUCUGGGAGAAGGUUGGCGAGUAUUUGAGGGAAAAUUGACGAGUGGGCCUUGCAGUAAGUUAGUUACCUUGCUCCGAGUGUCUUGCUCCCCCGAUGAUUCAAAAUUUCUCAGAUAAGAAGCAUUCGUCUUGCUAGAGUUGCGCUCGAGUUCACUGACUCUGUGCUGGAACACAACGUCAGAAUAGAAAGGGAUGAUCAGCACUCAAUUUUGUAAAGGCGUGCCAGGAUUGUUUGUUGUACAGGUCAAAUAUACUAUACAGUUUCAUUAAUCUCCACGAAAUGUUCAUAUAACCUUUCGUCCCCAACCAUUUCAAACUUCUUGGUACAUGGCUUUCUUUGUGAUGCUCUCUCAGUACCCCAUCGCAUCACACUAGCUAUGGUA